Messenger RNA from Penicillium malachiteum, 465 nucleotides. RefSeq lists its product as uncharacterized. The record is from RefSeq and is a predicted model, not a curated record. The transcript is spliced from 2 exons. Lineage: Eukaryota; Fungi; Ascomycota; Eurotiomycetes; Eurotiales; Aspergillaceae. Bases 1 to 465 code for a protein of 154 amino acids.
AUGGCUGCUGUUCUAAUAACUGGAGCAACAGGCAAACAAGGAGGCUCGCUCAUUAGGAGUCUCGUCUCCCGAAAUGCCCCCUUCGAGAUUUUGGCUGUCACACGCAAUCCAACAUCUGCAUCCGCUCAGAAACUGAAGAGUCUAUCCUCCAAAAUCAAACUUGUCGAGGGCGAUUUGGACAGUCCGGCCGACAUAUUCCAGAAGGCGCAGAGUCUGACUUCAGUUGAAAUCUGGGGUGUGUACAGUGUUCAGGCAGCUAUCGGUAAUAGCGGCGAGGAGUCUCAAGACAAAGCUCUAGUCGACGAGGCGAUCAAACAAAAUGUCAAGUUCUUCGUGUAUAGCUCCGUUGACCGUGGUGGGGAUGAGCGUUCAUACAAGAAUCCAACCAAGAUUCCACAUUUUGUGAAGAAACACAACAUCGAAAAACACCUCCUCGAAGAUUUGAAGAACAGCGGAAUGGACUGA